Dalotia coriaria is the source of this 882-nucleotide messenger RNA. RefSeq names its product iron-sulfur cluster co-chaperone protein HscB-like protein, mitochondrial (gene Hsc20). Gene Ontology annotation, molecular function: ATPase activator activity; protein-folding chaperone binding. The coding region runs from base 105 to 809 and encodes 234 amino acids. Gene Ontology annotation, biological process: protein complex oligomerization; [2Fe-2S] cluster assembly. NCBI's taxonomy places the organism in Eukaryota, Metazoa, Arthropoda, Insecta, Coleoptera, Staphylinidae. The transcript has 2 exons. Gene Ontology annotation, cellular component: mitochondrion. The record is from RefSeq and is a predicted model, not a curated record.
CAAUGUCAUCCAAUUUUAUAACAACAUUAUCAUUAUAACCAAAACACUUCAAAAAUCAUGAAUUAAUUUCAUUACUUGUACAAAAUUCAUUGUUAACAUCAUAAAUGUUGCGUAAACUGGGAUGUAGCUGGGUGGCGGCGCAUCGACGCAUGCUGCGUGGCGAUCUAUCACCCAUUUUGUUGACGUCGAAGCGAUGUUUAAUGCCUAACUUUGAUCUCUGCUGGAAAUGCGGUAACAAAAGACGCAACAUUUACGAUCUAUUCUGUGAUAAAUGCAACGUGAUCCAACGCCCACAUGAAAAAGACAAUUUUUUCAAGAUAUUCAGCUUGCCACCCAAGUUUUCAGUGGAUGUUCCUAGUCUUCAGAGACAAUAUCGAGCAAUGCAAACCCAAUUGCAUCCUGAUAAGUUUGCCAACAGACCUGAAGAUGAGAAAGCUGUGUCAGCUGAAUUUUCUGCAUUGGUCAAUGAUGCCUACAACACUUUAACAAACCCAAUGGCAAGGGCACUGCACAUGUUAAAACUGCACAGGGAAACAAUUUUAGAAAGUGACAAAUCUACAGAUAGUGAAUUUCUGAUGAAUAUUAUGGAGUUGAAUGAAGCAAUUGAAAAUUCCAAAACUGAACAAGAUUUAAGAUUAUUAGAGAAAAACAAUCAAGCAGUACUGGGUCAGAUUGUGAAGGAGUUGGAGCAGAAGUUUGAGCAGAAUGAUAUUCGCGGCGCAAAGAAACUAGUCAUUAAAAUGAAAUAUUUUCAUACGUUGUCUGUGAAGAUUAAAGAAGCAAAGGGCAAUAAAGGCAUUGUUGAUUAACAUGAACAAGACAAUCAUGAACAGUGGAUUUUGUACAUAAAUGUGAAUUAAUAAAAGAAAUACAUAAACAUGA